Molecule: messenger RNA, 1232 nt
Organism: Williopsis jadinii
Lineage: Eukaryota; Fungi; Ascomycota; Saccharomycetes; Phaffomycetales; Wickerhamomycetaceae
Gene: MNN9
Product: mannosyltransferase complex subunit MNN9
Exons: 1
Coding region: 183-1037 (284 amino acids)
Biological process (GO): cell wall mannoprotein biosynthetic process; protein N-linked glycosylation
Cellular component (GO): mannan polymerase complex
Molecular function (GO): alpha-1,6-mannosyltransferase activity
Source: RefSeq, a predicted model, not a curated record
UAGGCCCGUUGACACUCAUAGUUGUUGUUUACUACCUUUUCUUCACGUCAAGAUCGACCUCAAAGUAUUCAUAUAAGCCAAAGGGCAGUGGUUUCUUUGGCCGUGCGCCAGCUGUGGUUCCACGUAACUUGCCAGGAGACCACAUCUCUCACUAUGACUUGAAUAAGCUGGCGUCGACCCCGAUGGCUGCCUAUAACAAGGAAAAGGUGCUGAUCCUUACACCGGUCAGCAGAUUCUACAACGAGUACUGGCAGAAUUUGCUCCGCCUGACUUAUCCUCGUGAGCUGGUUGAAUUGGGAUUCAUCGUUCCACGCUCCAAAGAUGGUGAUUUGGCCCUGAAGAAGUUGGAGAAGGCGAUCAAACAAGUGCAGACUGGUAAGAAGGAGAACAGAUUCUCGAAGAUCACCAUCCUUAGACAGGACACCGAAUCCCUCCAGGAACAGAGUGAGAAGUCCAGACAUGCCUUGAAAGUACAGAAGGAACGUCGUGCAAACAUGGCACUGGCUCGUAACUCGCUUCUUUUCAGCGCAUUGGGUCCUUACACCUCGUGGGUGCUAUGGUUGGACUCUGAUAUCGUGGAGACUCCACCAACGUUGGUUCAGGACUUGGUUUCACAUGAUAAGCCUGUUGUCAGCGCAAACUGUUACCAGCGUUACUACAACGAGGAAAAGAAGGAGCAGGACAUUAGACCAUACGAUUACAAUAACUGGGUUGAAUCAGAACAGGGGUUGAAGAUGGCUGAGGAAAUGGCGGACGACGAGAUCAUCGUUGAAGGCUACGCAGAGAUGGCCACUUAUAGAGUGCUUAUGGCCCACUUUUACGAUUCAAACGGUGAUCAAAACACCCUAAUGGAACUCGACGGUGUUGGUGGUGCUGCUGUUAUGGUGAAGGCUGACGUUCAUCGAGACGGUGCGAUGUUCCCACCUUUCCCAUUCUAUCAUUUGAUUGAGACCGAAGGUUUCGCCAAGAUGGCUAAGAGACUGGGAUACCAGGUGUUUGGUUUACCGAAUUAUCUGGUUUAUCACUACAACGAAUAAACAACACAUUCCAAUCUCUAUCCUAGAAGACAUUGCACUUUCACAUUAUCAAUGCAAACAACUAAUCCAUAUCGUUGUCACAUUAUACACGUAUUGAUGGCCUGUAGCGUUGCCCUGCUGGGGUUAACCUUCUUAAUACUUGAUAUCUUUGCGAGAUGCUUCUUGACGACGUCCUUGGUGACCAAUAAAUUCGGU